UGGAGCAAUUAUCAUUUGUUGUUGUUUCGUCGCAAGGUUCGGACGUGUAGUCUUCUGAGGUGUACAUUGGAAGUCGUUCGGCUCUGCGUUCAUUUAAUUUUUUUUUCUGUGUAAUUUUGUUUUGCAUACUGAAACGCAGGCGGACAUACGACCACGACGGAGUCGUUUUGACUAACCGAUACCGAUACCAAUGCCCGUGCCCAGGCAUUAGCAGAUGUGAAAUGUGACGACACGACGAAAAAGUGUCCGCAAUCGCGCAGCCGAGGCGACAAAAACCAUUUUGCAAAAAAGAAAAUAAAAUUAAAAGAAAUACAAAAAAAGUGAGAGGAAUCGGCAGCGACGCUCACGCGUUGCGCCCCCAUUCAAAAUAAAAGUGAAAACGUGCAAAAUACACAACGAAAAGCAAAGCAAGAAAGAACAGCAGCAACAAUCAGAUAUUAAUUUUAAUCAUAAAAUGUGCGACGCUGUCGCCACUACUACAACGACAACAUCAAUCCCAGCAGCAGGAUCAGGAUCAGGAGGUGCUGCUGGCGAUACCACAUUGACAGCAAUGGAGGAGCGUACGCGACAAAGUUGCUGUCGCCUGUGCAUUGCGCCCGCCAGCGAAUGCAUUUCGAUCAUUAACAGUUAUGCGGCCGAUAAGGAACCGCUGGCCACUAAAAUACACAACUGCGUAAAUAUCAAGAUCACGCCAUUGGAUCGUCUAUCGCUGCAUAUUUGCCAUGCCUGCAUCAGCUAUUUGAACUCUUGGCAGAGCUUUAAGAAUCGCUGCCUCAGCUCACAGUCCAAGCAACGCCAAUGGCUGGACAGCGAUAAAAGCAAGCAGCAGACGCUUUUGGGAUAUUUGGAUUUGAACAAAACGGAGAAUGGCAGCUCCAUUGAACAGCACCAGCACGAAUCGAAUAUUGAUUCAGCAGCGAUUGCAGCUGAAAAGGCGUCCGCCAACAUUUUGGAUGGCAUACCUUCGUUGAAGAAACGCAAAUCGUUAACAGUUUAUCCGCUGCCCGUCGUACCGAUCAAGGAUGAGCCCAUUGACGAUACGGACGAUGACUUCCAAAUGAAGUGUAUAGACGAGUCCGAUGAUAUGAUGGAUCCCACAAUGUUCCUAGAGCGCUCCGAGCAUGAGGGCGAUGUUCCACUAAUGACCUCCGACUAUGAUUACACGGCGCAACACGGCGUGACGGCGGUUGCGGCGGCGGCAUCGCUGCCCGCAAGCGCGGUUGCAAACGUGGCCGCCGCUGGCGACUCAAAGGUGGCCAGCUGUCGGGCCUGCAGCUUGCAGUUCUCGACGCGCGCCAAUGCCCGACGCCACGAACGCAAUCUGCAUCCGAAUCUGUUUCAAUUGUCGACAGAUUCACCAAAUAAUACGCCCAUCACAAAACCAACGCCGGCUUUAGCCGCCGCUCUGGAAAUUCAACGUGCCGCAGCGGCGGCAGCAGCCACCGCGGAAGCAACCAAAGCCGCCGCCGGUGGCAACAUAUCAGCGCAAAAGUAUCGCCAGGUGGUAAUGAAUACGUUCAUCAAAUGCGAAAAUGGCGGCUUCGACUACGACAAUCCGGAACAGUAUCAGCAGCUGCUCACACGCGACAAGGUGGAGUUCAUACAAGAGAACAAUGAGUUUCUGGAGCAAUACCAGACGAUGACGUGUCGCUGCUGCAAUAAGUACUUCAACACCUACAAGAACUUUAUGGCGCAUGUGCGCAAAAAGUAUCCGCUGCUGCCGCGCAAUCUGUGCUUCAACUGCCUGAAGAUGAACGACUCGAAGGCGCUGUUCAUAUCGCAUCUGAAGAAGCGCAACUGCAUCAAUUUGUAUCGCGUUCUCAACGCUUUGCGCUUGAAGCAGCCAAACUUUUCGCAUGCCAGCGCAUCUGGAGCGGCUGUCUCCGCCGAUUUGAGCAUUGGCCAGGCAGCGGCACACGAAACAUCAACGGAGCGGCCCGAGAAGCUGCGUGCCAAGGAGCUGUUGGUGAACAAACUGUAUGAGUGCAAGCUGUGCCCGAAGGGUUUUCGCACCAAGCACGAGUUCCGCACGCAUGUGUACGACAAGCAUGCGGAUGUGCAACGCAAGGAUAACAAUUCGAUACAGUGCAGCUUCUGUGAACUGGACUUUGCCGAUCCCGUCGAUCGUCGUCGCCACUACAACAAUAUGGACUGCAUUGUGCGGUUGCGCUGCAUGACCUGCGAUGCCAAGCUGGAGACGCAUCAGCGCUUCCUCGAUCACGUCUACCAGGAUCACUUGGGCGGUGUGAGCAGCGAUAAUGCAUCUACAGCUAACAGCGGCAUGGAUCAUUCGCCCGGUAAACGCAGCCUGCUAGGCGCCUUGGGGAUUGGUGUGAGUCAGUCAUCGAAUGAUGAGUCACGCAGCAGCAUUCAUAACAAUAACAAUGCAGUGGAAUCGGCCUUCACCUCAACACCGAAACCAGCUGGAACAGCGGGCGGCGCAGCUGCAACAGCGAUCAGUGGCGGCUCCACGUCGGGCAGCCGCGAUGCACCCAAAUCGCAGUAUUUCUCCCGCAUGCCACAGGUGUGCCCCAUUUGUGGCCAACAGUACAACAACUACAACAACGUGCUGCGUCACAUGGAGUCGAAGCAUCCCAACAAACUGCCCGAGACAUACAAAUGUGUGCGCUGCGGCCUGGGCUAUCCGCGAAUCUCCUAUCUGCGCGAGCACAUGAUCAAUGUGCACGGCGUGGACAAGAAUCGGCAUUCGGGCGGCUUUGAAUACAUUGUGAAUGCCGAUGCAGUUAAAUUGGCGGAUGGCAGCACGCCGAACGUCUAUACCGGGCGAUAUGAUUAUGUGAUGAAGGAUCUGAUGUCAAUAACAAAUGGUGGGACACUCGAUGAUGAGGAGGAGGAAAGCGGAAGCGUUGCCAAAAAGAUGCGACUCGACGACAGCAGCAACAAUAGCAGCAUCAACAUGAGCAUUGCCAAUCAGCAGAAGGAGUGUCUCAUCUGCAAUGCGGUGUUUAGCAACAACAUUGGCUUGUCGAAUCAUAUGCGCUCGCAUUAUACAGCCUCGACGGCGACCAAUGCGGCGCUGGCGGCUGCCAAUCGCAUGACGCCCAAAUCUUUGACAAUUACUGCAGCUCCGUCAUUGGACACGACUGCGGCGUCGUCGUCGUCCACCAGCAUGGCAGCAGCAAAUGCGGCGCCGGCGGCAGCAGCAGCAACCCCAACAACAGUCGUCACAGCUGGUGGCAGCUUGCCACCAGCGAUGGUGCAUCAGACGCCACAGGAACAGGCCGUGUUCCGGCGCAGCUUGGAUCAGGCAGCCGAUCGCCGCUUUCGACGCAUGCGCUGUCGCAUCUGCCAGCGCAGAUUCAGUUCGAAGAAAUCAUAUCGCUAUCAUAUGCUCACCGACCAUCAGGUGCAGAACGUGCAGUUCAUCAAGUGCAAGCUGUGCAAUGCCGAGUUUGCCUAUGAGAAGGGCCUCAAGGUGCAUCUGUUCAAGGUGCACGGACGGGCCAUAAAGGACGAGAUGAUUAUCAAGCAGUUCGAGUGCGAUAUCUGUUCGAUUGUGUACAGCUCCGAGCUGGAGCUGCAACAGCACAAGCGCAGCGUUCACAAAUCCCAAAUGGGCGCCAACGAUGCGUCCAAGUCAUCAACCAAAUCAUCUACCGCUACCUCAGCUGCUGACCUGAUCGACGCAUCGGGCACGGCUGUGGCCGCCCUGCCACUCUACUGGUACCAGUGCAAGUACUGCCCAUCCAACUUCAAUACCAACAAGAAACUGGCCAUACACAUCAAUUCGCACGACGAGUUCGAUUCGAACGAUUAUUCGUGCAAGGAUUGCGGCAAUGUCUACAGCGGACGCAAGAGCCUCUGGGUGCAUCGGUAUAAGAAGCAUCCGCAGGUACCAGAUCCGGCUGAGUGCACGCUGUGCCGCAAGAUGUUCUUUGAUCGCCAGAUGCUGGAGAAUCAUACGCCCACCUGCAAUCGGAAGCCCAUCACUGCCACCGGCGCCCAUCAGCAGGAUCAGCAGCAACAGCACCAGCACCAGCAGCAGCAACAACACCAGCAGCAACAGCUGCAAAUGCAACAACAUCGCGCCAUAUUCAAGCAUAAAACGGGCGAUGAUGACGAGGAGGAGGAGGACGAUCAGCUUUUGCUGCUGGACGAUGGUGCCGUUGGCAGCGAUAGCAACGGCGGCAAUGUGAUCCAUGCAGCGGCCACAAGCAGCAGCAAUCCAAAUACGAUAAAUGCGAGCACAAUGAAGAUACGCAUACCGGAGGUGGCGUGCACCAUUUGUGGUGCUCGAUUCACUGACCAGGAGAUGUUCACCAAGCACAUACAGAAGCACGAACAGGAUCUGUAUGUGGACAAUCCACUGGCGGCCAUGUUCGACGAUGGCCCAGCCGAUGCUGGCCAAUUUCAGGUGGAGCGGCAGAACGAGAAUGGGGAAUAUGCGUGCGAUUUGUGCACCAAGACGUUCCCCCAGGUGAUUGCGCUCAAGGUGCAUCGCAAGUGGCAUUUCAGAGGUGAUAGCAAGCAGAAUCCCAUCAUCGACGGCGAAGCGACAACGCUGAACAACAGCAGCAGCAACAACAACAACAACAAUUCGCUGAGCUCCUCGUUGAUGCUGCGCGAGCUACAUGCAGUGGGUCUGAUGCCCAACCAGCAGCAGCACCAGAAACAACUGCAACAACAGCAGCAACAACAACAGCAACGGAACAACACAUCGAGCAGCUCGAGCAAGUCGAUGAAGCGAAAACGUGAACUUAAAUGCGAAUAUUGCGCCUCCACAUUCAUUAGCAACAACAACCUGCGACGCCACAUGUACGAGCUGCACAAGCACGAGGUCAGCAAUCUCCCAGAGCCGCCAGUUAUAGAAGUGGAUGAGCCGCUAACGUGUCGUCGCUGCGGCGAUAUACGCUUCGAUACCAAAGAGCUGUGGAUCGAGCAUAAGCUGGCGGACGCCAAAGUGGUUCGUCCGUUCUGUCCAUUCCAAUGGGGCUGUGAUCUGUGCGGCGAGUACUUGUCGCGCAAAGAGAAGCUCAUCAAUCACAUUAACAAUCAUCUCAAAGAGGAUGUGAUAGUGCCCGUGGCAACAUUGGCGGCUGCCACCAAGGCGGCGCCACCAGUUUCCGUGCUGCCCAACAAGAAUGCAACAGCAAAAACGGCAGCUGGAACAGCAACAACAGCAGCAGGAACAGCAACAGCAACGGGAGUUGGAGCAAAGGGCAUAAUUAGAGCGGCGGCACCAGCUGGAAAAGUUAAUAAGAGUAAACAACUGGAGGAGCUGACAAUGAAGGUGGCAACAAAACAGCAGCAACAGCAACAGCAGCAGCAGCAGUCGGCAAAUGAUGAUAAUGCUGAGCAAGAUGAUGAGGCGGACGAUAGUGAUAUGGAUGAUGAUGAUAGCGAUAGUGGCGAUGGGGAUAGCACAAGUGCUGAUGAUGAUGAUGAGGACGACGACGAUGAUGACGAUGAGGGCGAAGUUGACGACGACGACGAACAGCGCCAAGCUGAACGGCAAUGGGAAAGUGACGCCGCAGCAGCAGCAGCAGCAGCAGCUGGCAAAGUCAAAGGGACAGCCGGCGGCGGUGCUGGUCAUGCAUAG
Molecule: messenger RNA, 5560 nt
Organism: Drosophila hydei
Lineage: Eukaryota; Metazoa; Arthropoda; Insecta; Diptera; Drosophilidae
Product: zinc finger protein hangover
Exons: 8
Coding region: 455-5560 (1701 amino acids)
Biological process (GO): regulation of transcription by RNA polymerase II
Cellular component (GO): nucleus
Molecular function (GO): sequence-specific DNA binding; DNA-binding transcription factor activity, RNA polymerase II-specific; zinc ion binding
Source: RefSeq, a predicted model, not a curated record